Molecule: messenger RNA, 1113 nt
Organism: Micromonas commoda
Lineage: Eukaryota; Viridiplantae; Chlorophyta; Mamiellophyceae; Mamiellales; Mamiellaceae
Exons: 3
Coding region: 1-1113 (370 amino acids)
Biological process (GO): protein phosphorylation; intracellular signal transduction
Cellular component (GO): nucleus; cytoplasm
Molecular function (GO): ATP binding; MAP kinase activity
Source: RefSeq, a predicted model, not a curated record
AUGGACAACACGAGCUUCUUCACCGAGUACGGCGAGGCUAACCGUUUCUCCAUCCACGAGGUGAUCGGCAAGGGGAGCUACGGGGUGGUGUGCUCGGCGACGGACAACAAGACCGGGGAAAAGGUGGCCAUCAAGAAGAUCACCGACGUCUUCGAGCACGUGUCGGAUGCGACCCGGAUCCUGCGAGAGGUGAAGCUCCUCCGCGUGCUGAAGCAUCCCGACAUCGUGGAGGUGAAGCACAUCGUGCUCCCGCCCAACCCGAGGGAGUUCAAGGACAUCUUCGUCAUCUUCGAGCUCAUGGAGACGGACCUCCACCAGGUCAUCAAGGCGAACGACGACCUGACGCACGAGCACCACCAGUUCUUCCUCUACCAGCUGCUGCGAGGGCUCAAGUACGUUCACACCGCGAACGUGUACCACCGCGACCUCAAGCCCAAGAACAUCCUGGCCAACGCGGAUUGCAAGCUCAAGAUUUGCGACUUUGGCCUGGCGCGACCGGCGUUUCACGACAGCGGACCGACGACCGUGUUCUGGACGGACUACGUCGCCACCAGGUGGUACCGCGCCCCGGAGCUGUGCGGGAGCUUCUUCACCAAGUACACCCCCGCGAUCGACAUAUGGAGCAUCGGCUGCAUCUUCGCCGAGAUCCUGAGCGGCCGACCGCUCUUCCCGGGCAAGAACGUGGUUCACCAGUUGGAGAUCAUCACCGACCUGCUGGGCACUCCGCACCCGGACGUGAUCAACAGGGUGCGGAACGAGAAGGCCCGACGGUUUCUCGGGAACAUGCGCGUCAAACCCAGGAUCCCGUUCGCCUCCCGGUUUCCCGGCGCGGCGCCGGCGGCGUUGGCGCUGCUGGAGCGGAUGCUCGCGUUCGACCCGGAGGAGAGGCCCACCGCCGAGGAGGCUCUCGCGGAUCCCUACUUUGCCGGUCUGUCUGAUCCCAGCAGGGAGCCCGCGGCGGAGAUUGUGUCCAGGACGGAGUACGCGUUCGAGUCGAGGAAGCUCACGCAGGAGGAGGUGCGGGGUCUCCUCUACAGGGAGAUCCUCGACGCUUCGACCUGCUCGGGUGCUUAUUCGGAUCGCACGAAGUGGACGAGUGUCGCUCGAAGGUGA